Molecule: messenger RNA, 1179 nt
Organism: Durio zibethinus
Lineage: Eukaryota; Viridiplantae; Streptophyta; Magnoliopsida; Malvales; Malvaceae
Product: REF/SRPP-like protein At3g05500
Source: RefSeq, a predicted model, not a curated record
AAACCAACGCCACACCUAAAAGCAGCGUAUCCUUUUUCUUCAUAAAAAAAAAGAGCCUAAAGUUCAUCGAUUUUUUCGUCAUUUUCAAGAAGAGUGGUUUCUGUCAUGGCUCAAGGAGACUCGGACGUCCAACAAGACAUGGCUAAAGACGAAAAACAGAGGUUGAAAUACUUGGAAUUCGUGCAAGUAGCCGCUGUUUACGCGGUUUUUUGCUUCAUCAACCUCUACGUUUACGCCAAGGAAAGGUCGGGACCGUUGAAGCAUGGCGUCGAGACCGUUGAGGGAACGGUUAAGAGCGUGGUUCGACCUGUUUAUGAUAAAUACCAUGAUGUCCCCUUUGAGCUUCUCAAAUUUGUUGAUCGCAAGGUUGGUGAAUCUUUGAGUAAGAUGGAUGGUCGUGUUCCUCUACUUAUCAAGCAGGUCUCUUUUGAAGCCAUCUCGGCUGCCCAAAAGGCUCCAGGGAUGGCUCGAGGUGUGGCUUCUGAGGUCCAGCGUGCUGGAGUGGUGAGCAUUGCUUCAGGAUAUGCAAAAUCUGUGUACACCAAGUAUGAGCCCACUGCGAAAGAGCUUUAUGCCAAGUAUGAGCCAAAAGCUGAACAAUCUGCUGUUUCAGCAUGGCGUAAACUGAACCAGCUCCCUCUCUUCCCACAAGUUGCUUCAAUUGUUGUCCCAACAGCUGCCUAUUACACUGAAAAGUAUAACCAAACAGUGGUUAGCAGUGCAGAGAAGGGGUACAAGGUUGCUUCAUAUUUGCCAUUGGUUCCUACUGACAAGAUUGCCAAGGUGUUUAGUGAAGAAAAGCCUGAACCAGAGCCACUGCUGUCUAAAAAUUGAUUAGCUUGAAUCUGGUUUUACAUAAUAAUUACUUGGUGAUUAUGUGAUUGCCUUAGAAGUUUCACCUCUUGAUCUUGUCUUUUUAAGUUUUGAGUCUGCAACUUAAUACUACUUUCACCUCUCUAGAGUGACUUUUUAUUCAAGUUUCAAUGACCAGUUUCCCUGAACUGUUAUUCGUCUCCUUUAGUUAGGUUAGCCUCGUGUUUAUGUGAAAGAAAUAGGCCCAAACAGUUGGGCCAGAAUGUAGGCCCAGAUUAAGAAAAUUGAGCUGCAAAGAGGCCCAAAAUGAGAAAAAAAAUGAUUGGAUUGAAAAUUUAGAUACGAUAUGAUAGUGAUAUAAGUUAA